Trichoderma citrinoviride is the source of this 935-nucleotide messenger RNA. RefSeq lists its product as hypothetical. Gene Ontology annotation, molecular function: phosphoprotein phosphatase activity. Gene Ontology annotation, biological process: dephosphorylation. The transcript has 4 exons. Lineage: Eukaryota; Fungi; Ascomycota; Sordariomycetes; Hypocreales; Hypocreaceae. The record is from RefSeq and is a predicted model, not a curated record. Bases 71 to 856 code for a protein of 261 amino acids.
CUACAGCUCCUAAACCACCACAUCGCACCAUCACCAACUCCUUCAACAACACCCUAAGGUAUCUCCCAAAAUGUCUAAACCGCCCAUCCCCAACCUGCGCGACAUCUCCGUCGCCAACCCCUCCAUCUUCCGCCCGCGCCUCGUCCUUCGCUCUGCUGCCCCUCCUAACGAGGCCACCCCCGAGCUCGCCGCCCUCAACAUUGACACCGUCUUCGACCUCCGCUCCGGCCUCGAAGUCUCCCACUCCCCGUCGUCCACCUCGUCCGACUACGCCUACGCCGAGCAGUGGCCCGGCGGCCCCCGCCGCGUCCACGCCCCCGUCUUCGCAAACGCCGACUACGGCCCCGAGGCGGUCGCCCUGCGCUUCCGCGAGUACGCCUCGUCCCAUCCCGUGCUCGGCUUCGUCAACGCGUACCGCUCCAUCCUCAAGUCGGGCGCGCCGGCGUUUGCGACGGUGCUCACCUACCUCGCGUCCGACGAGUGGGAUCCCGCCGCUGAGAGACCCAUACUGCUGCACUGCACGGCGGGCAAGGACCGGACGGGCGUGAUAUGCGCACUGAUACUGAGCCUGUGCGGCGUUCCCGAUGAGGACGUGGCGAGGGAGUACGGCCUCACGACGGAGGGGCUCAAGGAUGCGAAGCCGAAGCUUGUCGAGCGGUUGACGGCCUUGCCCGCCUUUGAGGGUGAUCCGGAGGGCGCCGAGAGGAUGCUGAGUUCAACACCCGAGAGCAUGAUGGCUACGCUGGCCAUGCUCCGUGAGGAAUGGGGCUCUGCUGAGCAGUACAUGAUUGACGAGUGCAAACUCUCGCCAGAGACUGUUGCUCGCAUUCGACAGAAGCUCGUCGUUACGAAUUAAGCUGUGUUAUGAAUUAGACUUGUCAUGACGAAUAGCAUGUUCUUUGCGUUUCGUGGUAUAUAUAUAUACAGCAUAUAGG